Messenger RNA from Arachis ipaensis, 2643 nucleotides. The record is from RefSeq and is a predicted model, not a curated record. NCBI's taxonomy places the organism in Eukaryota, Viridiplantae, Streptophyta, Magnoliopsida, Fabales, Fabaceae.
CUCUCUUUCUCUCUCUUCACCGUUUCUGCUCCGAUACGUCGUCGUUUCCGCGCUCCCAUUCGCCACCUCCGAUCCCGGAUAAUCGGAGCCGGAGAAGGAGGAACAAGAACCUUCUAGAACAACUCCAACUACUGUAACCUGUUCACCUCUUAGCGCCAAUGCUGAAUUCGAAUUUCUUCGAGUCGUAAUUACUAAGCUCUCUCUCGCGAUUCCGAAACUGCGACUUCUGAAUCGCCGGUACCGCGAUCCUCCGUCUCCGGCGCCGGAGAUGACUCGCCACGUCACUUAGCUCGCCGACGAUCUCGCCGAAGCAGAGAUUCUCGCUCACUCCAGCUUUCGGCUCAACUUAGAAUUACUUCGAAUUUUUUUACACUUAUAUAUUAGUCUGAAUUUCGUCUUCGUUUUCGUGUUCGGCGUUGUUGGUGUAUAAAACGAUGUCGUCGAAGGUGGUGUACGAAGGGUGGAUGGUUCGUUACGGCCGAAGAAAGAUCGGACGAUCGUUCAUUCAUAUGAGGUACUUUGUGCUCGAGUCGCGCCUCCUCGCUUAUUACAAGAGGAAACCGCAGGAUAAUCAGGUUCCUAUUAAGACACUGCUAAUUGAUGGCAACUGUAGAGUGGAGGAUAGAGGUUUGAAGACCCAUCAUGGACAUAUGGUUUAUGUUUUGUCAGUUUACAACAAGAAAGAAAAGUACCAUCGAAUUACGAUGGCAGCAUUUAACAUCCAAGAAGCACUUAUCUGGAAGGAAAAGAUCGAGUAUGUCAUUGAUCAGCAUCAAGGAGCACAACCAUCAAAUGGUAAUAAGUAUAUUUCUUUUGAAUACAAAUCUGGGAUGGACAAUGGGAAGACAGCUUCUUCUUCAGAUCGAGAAAGCCAGUUCAGUGCUCCAGAGGAUGAAGAUGAGCCUCAUCCAAAUUUGUUAAGGAGGACAACUAUUGGAAAUGGUCCCCCAGAAUCAAUAUUUGACUGGACAAGGGAAAUAGACUCUGAUUUGUCAAAUCAGAAUGUGAACAACCAAGCCUUCUCAAGAAAGCAUUGGCGCCUUUUACAAUGCCAAAACGGACUUCGCAUUUUUGAAGAACUUUUUGAAGAACUUCUUGAAGUUGAUUACCUUCCAAGGAGCUGUAGCAGAGCUAUGAAGGCAGUAGGUGUAGUAGAGGCCACUUGUGAAGAAAUUUUUGAGCUUGUCAUGAGCAUGGAUGGGACGCGGUUUGAAUGGGAUUGCAGCUUUCAAGAGGGUAGAUUAGUUGAGGAGGUUGAUGGGCACACAGCAAUUCUUUAUCACCGACUUCAGCUGGACUGGUUCCCAAUGUUUGUGUGGCCCCGUGAUCUUUGUUAUGUACGUUACUGGCGACGAAAUGAUGAUGGAAGCUAUGUUGUUUUAUUUCGCUCAAGGGAGCAUGAGAACUGUGGUCCACAACCAGGAUGUGUUCGUGCACAUAUUGAGAGUGGUGGAUUUAAUAUUUCCCCGUUAAAACCUCGCAAUGGGAGGCCCAGGACCCAAGUACAGCAUCUUAUGCAGAUAGAUCUGAAGGGAUGGGGUGUGGGCUACGUAUCAUCUUUUCAGCAGCAUUGUCUCCGUCAAAUGUUAAACAGUGUAGCUGGGUUGCGUGAAUGGUUUGCCCAAACAGAUGAAAGAAAUGCCCCCCCACGAAUCCCUGUAAUGGUAAAUAUGUCCUCGACAUCAGUUUCUUCCAAGAAGAGUCAGAAACCAAAUGAAGCUCAUCCCAAUUCUCUUGAUCAAGUUAAUGCUGCAGUAAGAAAUUCUGCCUUGAUGGAUGAAUAUUCUGAUGAAGAUGAAGAUUUUCAAAUCGCAGAAUCUGAGCAAGAGGCUUACCCAUGCGGUCUUGAGAAUGAUAUCAAAAGAACAGUCUUGGAAGAAGAACCAGCAGAUGAAAUUGACUUGUCUUCAUUUUCGGGUAACUUACGUCGUGAUGAUCGGGAUAAUGCUCGUGAUUGCUGGAAAAUUUCUGAUGGAAAUAACUUUAGAGUCAGAAGCAAGCAUUUUUGCUUUGACAAGUCCAAGGUUCCUGCCGGAAAACAUCUGCUGGAUCUUGUUGCUGUUGAUUGGUUCAAGGACUCAAAAAGGAUGGACCAUGUAGCUAAGCGUCAGGGUUGUGCAGCACAAGUUGCAUCAGAAAAAGGGUUUUUCUCCAUUAUCUUUAAUCUUCAAGUGCCUGGAUCAACACACUAUAGUAUGGUAUUCUAUUUUGUGACAAAGGAAUUAGUUCCUGGAUCCCUCUUGCAACGCUUUGUUGAUGGUGACGAUGAAUUCCGAAAUAGCAGGUUGAAGCUCAUUCCAUCAGUCCCCAAGGGCUCGUGGAUUGUGCGCCAGAGUGUUGGUAGUACUCCUUGUCUACUGGGAAAGGCAGUUGAUUGCAACUAUAUUCGUGGUGCUAAGUAUUUAGAAAUUGAUGUUGAUAUUGGUUCUUCCACUGUUGCUAAUGGAGUUUUGGGGCUGGUUGUUGGUGUGAUUACAACGUUGGUGGUUGAUAUGGCUUUCCUUGUACAGGCAAAUACUCCUGAUGAGUUGCCGGAGAGGCUUAUUGGAGCUGUUCGUAUCUCUCAUCUAGAACUCAAAUCUGCCAUUGUGCCAAAACUUGAUCCGGAUCCAUCAUAAGUCGUCUCUAUUGUUCCUUCAUACC